AUGCGACCAACCUCCCCCCCCUCCCCCGCGCAGCAAACCCCUACCAAGUACUCCGCAGGAGUGAACAAUGCCAACCCAGAGUCUCCAACGACCGCACGCCCGCUUGAUUUUGACGAUGAGCCUCAAGAGACAGGCGUCAUCUCUACACCCUCAAAAGCAGAUACCACCGCGCCCGCUGCCGACGAUGUGCCUCCGCCAAAGCCGCCGCGUCCGCUCAGUCCGCGACAGCAGGCCGAAGAGACAUUGAAAGAAGCGUUCCCGUCAAUCGAUGCCGCCGUGGUCAGAGCUGUCUUGACGGCGAGUGGAUACAAUGUGGAAAGGGCCUUUCAUGCACUACUAGGCAUGACGGAUCCUACUGCCCAAGAAGAACUUCCACCGCCCCCGCCAGCGAAGCCCCCGAGACCUUCCUAUCAUCCAGCGACCUCAACUACUCAGAAACAGUUACAUGACGAUGAGUUAUAUGCUCGCCAACUAGCUCAACACUUCAGCGGUUCAGCCCGCCAGGCGAGACCGGGCUACAGCCACCCAGAAGAUGAAUACCCAGAGGAGCGAGAGCGCAACUUUUUUGAUGAUGAUUUGCCUGUGAUUCGAGAAAAUAUCCGAAAGGGCUUCCUGGAAACACAGUCUAAGGUCAAUACUUGGGUGCAAAACUUCAAGAAAAGACUCGAUGGUGACGAAGACGAGGCGCAGCCCGAGGACAGCUAUGCCCGGCCACAUGGCGAGACUCAGACUUAUGGCCGUGUGCGACGGAGCGGCGACUCGGCUCGACGCAGUGGAGAUCUACCUCCUCCGCGUCCCCCACGACCCUUAGCAAACAUCAGACCUGCCAAUGUCUCCCGCUCCCAAGAGAGGCGAAAAGUGUCAUUCCAGGACGGCCCGCCGGAGGAGAUUGACAAUCUCUACGACGCCCCAGAAACAACCAAACGUAUACCGUCGACAGGAGGCAAGGCAAGCAAAUGGCAGCCUCUUUCCACUACCGAUCAUUCUUCCGUCGGAGAAAACGACCCUUUCAGUCUUGGCGAUAGCGAGGAUGAACGGGACAACAACACCAAACCCAAGGAUGGCCAGACAGAUCAACUCAAGCAACUCACGACAGAUGCCAUGGAGUCAGACAUUGGGUCGGGCUCGAAGGAAGAGAGCAAGAAAGCCGAGGAUAAAUGA
This is a messenger RNA of Talaromyces atroroseus, 1161 nucleotides long. RefSeq lists its product as hypothetical. The transcript has 4 exons. The record is from RefSeq and is a predicted model, not a curated record. The coding region runs from base 1 to 1161 and encodes 386 amino acids. Gene Ontology annotation, biological process: ubiquitin-dependent protein catabolic process. Gene Ontology annotation, cellular component: cytoplasm. Gene Ontology annotation, molecular function: ubiquitin conjugating enzyme binding; ubiquitin binding. NCBI's taxonomy places the organism in Eukaryota, Fungi, Ascomycota, Eurotiomycetes, Eurotiales, Trichocomaceae.